AUGGUCUACCAAUCUUUCUUGUCCAACUCGACUGGGCUCUCCUCUUCAGGCCUUAUACAGAUCCUGAGCGAACACCUGGUGCUUACUACAGGUCUUACCGCUGGCGUCGUACUUGUUGCAGUCACGCGCUACCUUCAGAGCCCAUGGCGAAAAGUUCCUCCUGGACCAUCCGGCCUGCCCUUCAUCGGCAACGCGCUCCAGAUGGUGGGCGACCAGUGGCUUCAAUUCAGCGAAUGGAGACGUGAAUAUGGCGACAUCAUAUACCUGAAGGCGAUGGGACAGCCGAUGGUGGUCCUGAACAACCCCGCCAUCGCGGCCGAACUGCUCGAGCGCCGCGCUAGCAUCUACUCCGAUCGCCCGACAAUGAUCGUAGGACAUGAUAUCUUAAGCGACGGCCUCAUGCUUCCGAGCUCUCGCUACGGCGAAACGUGGAGACGCAUGCGCAAGGCCGCGCAUGAAGCGUUGAACAAGGUCGUCGUGCACGGCUUGACGGAGUAUCAGCUGGAAGAGGCUAUCGUCAUGGUUCGCAACACGAUGCAGAACGCGGCGGGGUGGGAUAGGUUCAUCCGGAAUGCGACUGCGAGCACGAUGCUUCGCAGCGUGUACGAUGAGUCGCCGGCAUCGAAGGAGCACGACGUUCGCGUCAAGCAGAUCAACGAGUUUUCUGAAUACGCUGCCUCUGCCGCUGCGCCCGGGGCAUACUGGGUUGAGGUCAUGCCGUGGAUGCGGCACAUUCCCAGUGUUCUCGCUCCUUGGAAACGCCAAGCGCAGGAACACUACAAGUUCUACAACGCGCUCUUCCACAGCUUCCUCGGUCGUGUACAGGAUGGCAUUGAUGAUGGCUCGGAGCGAGCGUCCUUCUCGGCAACGCUGAUCCGCGAUAGCAACCGCUACCGGUUGAAGACGCGCGAGAACGUAUGGCUAGCUGCCUCAAUCUACGCGGCAGGCAGCGACACCACGCGUGCGGCGCUCGGCUGGUUCUCGCUGGCCAUGCUGCUGUACCCCGACGUUCAAAAACGCGCUCAGGACGAGCUGGACGCUGUAGUCGGCCACUCGCGGAUACCGACGUUCGCCGAUCUACCUCGCCUGCCGUACAUAAGCGCCAUCAUCAAGGAGGUGAUACGAUGGCGGCCUGUGACGCCGAUCGGAGUACCUCAUAGGAGUACACAAGACGACUACUACGACGGGUACUUCAUCCCGAAAGGAACGGUGGUCAUCCCGAACGUCUGGGAGAUGAACCACGAUCCGGCGAUAUUCGGCGAUGACGCCCAUCUGUUCAAUCCUGGGCGCUUCCUCGACGAGAAAGGGGAGUUGCUGUCUACCCUCCCCGGUUCAAAGGACGACGGGCAUUAUGCUUUCGGGUUCGGACGGCGGAUCUGCGUCGGGAAACACGUAGCGAACAACAGUCUUUUCAUCGACAUCGCAGUCUCUCUCUGGGCCUUCUCGUUCGUGAACGUCAAAGGCCAGACUCCCUCCGCAGAAGGCUGUAUCGACGAAGGUCUCGUCGUCUCGCCCAAAUCUUUUGAGGUCGAUGUUCAGCCUCGGUUCGCGGAGGCGUUCUCUGUGCUCUCGCAGGAGUGCGAGCUUCGUGGACGGUGA
This is a messenger RNA of Peniophora sp. CBMAI 1063, 1599 nucleotides long. Lineage: Eukaryota; Fungi; Basidiomycota; Agaricomycetes; Russulales; Peniophoraceae. The record is from the annotation of a GenBank genome assembly.